Molecule: messenger RNA, 1706 nt
Organism: Mus caroli (Ryukyu mouse)
Lineage: Eukaryota; Metazoa; Chordata; Mammalia; Rodentia; Muridae
Gene: Smim34
Product: small integral membrane protein 34
Source: RefSeq, a predicted model, not a curated record
UCCUCUCCAGCAGCAUCUUGAAUUUGCCUCCGGAGAGUCAAGGUCAAGCCCCACCAUGGAAUCAAUCAAGUGGAUACCCCAAGAAGCCUUCAACCAGACCCAGUCCAGCUCCCUCCUGCAUGACCCCGUGGAGGGGAAGAACAGCACUGGCUCUGCCAGGACCCUGAGGCUGCUGGAUGCAACCAGCGCCGCCUGGUACAUCCUCACCAUCAUCGGCAUCUACGGGCUGAUCUUCCUCUUCCGGCUGGCCAGCAACAUUCUCGGGAAAACUGAGAGGUCCUUGGAGGAUGUUUACUACUCAAACUUAACUACUGAGCUCAAAAGGAAAGAGUUUCGGAACAAGAUGGCCCAUUGUCCGUCACUGAUCAUCAGCAACGCCGCCGCCCUUCAGCCUCAGCAGCUCAGCCUGGAGCCAACAUGUGAAGACGGCAGGCUCCACGUGGGAGCCCAGGUGGUCCCCUGAAGGUCAAGGCCUCCAGACCAGUACUGGGAGGCAGUUUGGGGCCUGCCUGUGAUCUUGAGAAAAGAACCCAGUCCUGGAAUAGGGCAGGGUAAGCAUCUCUGGUCAUGGACACUUCGGGCUAUCAGAGUGUGGACAAACCACAAGCAGCUUGUCUUCAGGUGACAACGGGGUGUCAGCAGUCACCAGCUGCUGUCUUCAGGUGAUGGAGUCUCAACAGGUGAAGGAGUAGUGACAGUCACCAGAUGCUGUUGCCAGGUGUUUCUGGUGUGAUCAGAGGAGACAGUUGAAUCCACAGGUUGGAGGGACCAGGGUUCUCAGAUGGAUUCAGGAUACUCCUGACCUGGGGCAAAAGGAUGGCUUCUUGUCAUGGGAUGAAGGCUGAUCUUGGGGUGGGAUGCUCAGGAAUAGCAUCGACUUCUAGGGAUUGCAUACACAUUUGAGAGCCAGUCACCUGGAAUAUGUGGGAGCUGAUAUGGUCUGUCCCCAGAAGUGACUUUGUCCAUUGAAUUUAGGACGAAAGUUGUUCAUAGUAGAAGCUAAGAAUUCUUCAUUGUUUUUCUAGAAGAGUCUGAUUCUCUGAAAAAAGCAUUCAUUUUUUGAUUCAGGUGUUCCAGACUCUGGGCCGGGCAUGUUCAGCCCUGUUUGGAUGUCUGGGAAUUUAUUGCUGCACUUCUCUGAGCAUAGAUGGGUUUCUAGGUCACACGGGAAGAGUGCUGCCAGCCAGUCAUGCCAUGUGGACGUGCUCCAGUGAGAGCGUGUAUGUGAGUGCACUUUGAAAUGGAAAGCACACCUGGAAGUGGCGGUGUGUCGCAGUGGUGAUGGUGUGGAGACUGUGGGCACAGCUAAGGCUUCUAGUGAGGCGGCGUCGAGGGCAGCAAUGGUGCUGAUGGAGUUAGGACCUCGUGAUUAUCAGAAUGUGGCAAGUCACCCCUUUGCUUUUUAAAUUGAGUUUUAGUUAGACUUCAGACUUAACUACUGUAUUUCCAUACAUUGUUAUACUACGUUUUUGUGAAUGCUCUCUUGGUCCCUGCUCUUCUCUUGCUGGUCCCUCCCUGAAGUGUCCCCUCUGCCUUCAUGUCACACACAGUGUGACCUUUUCUUGUCUCUCUCUCUUUAGACCUUCACAUCCUCUCCCAUAGCUUUUCUCUACUUUCCUGUGUACACAUACAAGCACACACAUGCAUGCACAUGCACACACACAUAUAAUUCAAUCUAUAUCUACACAGCUAUGUGUGUCUCUAUA